Messenger RNA from Bipolaris victoriae FI3, 1914 nucleotides. RefSeq lists its product as hypothetical. The transcript has a single exon. The record is from RefSeq and is a predicted model, not a curated record. NCBI's taxonomy places the organism in Eukaryota, Fungi, Ascomycota, Dothideomycetes, Pleosporales, Pleosporaceae. The coding region runs from base 1 to 1914 and encodes 637 amino acids. Gene Ontology annotation, molecular function: protein binding.
AUGCGUCUGCAACCAUAUCCCGUGACGACAUUAACCAUUCUUGUAGAUUCACUUCAUGGUACUAGUAAAGAAUCAUUGCCCAUCCAUCUACAGCCCUUGCUCAGCCAAGAUGAACCACUGUCUUCGGUCUCCUUGCCAGAGCAUCCAAACAAGAGAAGGAAGACGGAAUCUCCCGGCCAACUUGUAAACGGUCAUGAACCUGCGAAUUUCCAAGAAGCCGUCUGGCAAUUGGAAGGUACUAUGCGAAACGAUUAUGCUGGCCAUGAGCCCGUCAUGUUUGGUGAACCAUCAAGUACCAUCCCAAACGCCACCAUGACGCAACAGCGUGUCUUGGAAGCUGUCAACGGCCCAGUAAUGCUAGGACAGGAGUCCGAAACUGGGGAGCUUCGCCAUCAUCUUCCGCCUGAACCGUCAGUACCUUGGUCAGAUCUGAUGAGAUUCACGCCUGCAGAGGAAUCUGAGCAGACUGAAUCUCCGUAUCGUGAACCACUACCUCACGCGUCAUUGAGUACGCCUGUUGUGGCUAUGCAGAAAAGUCCUGGUUGGCCGGCGACGCAGCAGAGCAAAUGUGCAUCGUCAUCUCAGCAGAAUCAAAGUGUAUCGAAGAACGACCGUUCUAGUUUUGAGGAACAUACCGCAGAUGAUGAACAGGUUGUCUCCAAGACGAGCUCUCCGCUAGUAACCGUGAAAACGCCGAAUCCACGACUAGAAUCUCAUACCGAUGGUCAAGCGAAAGCAAAGACAUCUCCCCGCCAACACAAAAACCAGCUGCAUCCAAGCUCUGAUGACGAAUUGUCCGCAAUCGGACUCCCCGAGGAGCGAUACAAGCCAAGGCCCAGUCGCUCAAGGUCACUCAAGGUCGACACUGAAGAGCCAAUUGACUACUCCAUCCGACCUGAGAAAGCUCCUAAGCUCAGCAAACGUCGAAGAACAACAGCUGACAUGCGCGCUGCCAACGCAAUCACGACACCCGAGAAAGUACGGCAAAUAUGCGAUAUGGGCUUCACGCCUUCGACGACUGCCGGGGCCUUGAGACGUAACAACGGUGACGUCAUCCAGACUGUCGAUUGGCUAGUUACUAACAAUAUCGGCCAUGACGAGCUGGCGCCACAAAGUCCACCUAAGCCGAUGCCGAAACAAAGAGAAGAAGACGAGCCUGAGGUAGUCGACGUACGGACUGUACAAAGUAUCAUGCGCAAUCUGGAUGAGUAUCGUCGGGACGAUUGUGACACUGCACAACGUGAUCAGCCAACAGGACUGGAUGCAGAUAGUUCUACGACGGAUCUCAUAGAAGUCGAUACUUUCGCGGAAACCACAAACCCGCAUAAGCGCUCAGAAACAGAUCAGAACAUGAGUCCGACAAAAGUGCAAGUAGUGAUACCAAAGAAAUCGCCCAAAGCUGCCGUUGCACAAACAGAAGACGGUAUAAGUGUGUCGAGUAAGAAGUCAAAGCGCAAGAAAAUUACGCUAGACCAGACGGAAUCAGAAUCAGUCUCAUCGUUGGUUCCUGUAACGGCGCCGGUGAAUGAGAAGAAGAGAGGUCGAGGUCGUCCGAAGAAAACACCGACCACUUCUGACGCCAUCGAGCCCAUCAUACCUCAUGAACAAGAAGCAAAAGAAGAGCAGCCUAGUGAACUUCUCCAACCAAUAGAACAGAACCCGGUCACUGAGAAGAUUGAUCCAAGCCCAGACAUCACACCAGACAAGCCACAACCUGUGGAACCAGUGAUCUCUCAGGAUACAGAACAAACCACUGUUCCGAUCAAACUCAACCCAGCUCCGACUUCAGAGACACCAGAGAAGUCAACGAAACCCGUCACUCCUUCGCCCAUGACCAAAGGCAAAGUGCCGUACCGCGUGGGCUUAAGUAAACGAGCAAGAAUCGCUCCUUUGCUACGAACGUUGAAGAAAUAA